AUUUCUUUGUCAUCAAAAGUACAAAAAACAUGUACAAUGGAUUCAUGAUAAACAAACGAUUCAGUUAUACUUACUCGAAAAAAUGACUCGACUUGUUGAAUCAGAAUCAAAUAUGAGUGAUUCUUGGAAAGCUCCUACAGGCAUGGAUUAUUUAAUAUUUUCGGCUUAUACAGAUCUGAGACCAGAAGUCAUUCUCGAUAAAGUUCCCGAAGCACAAAACGAAAACACCUGGGCGAUGGUAAUUAUUUCCGUUAAAAUUUCAAUGAAAUGUUGUAAUUUAGAAUUAAUAUGUUUGUCAGUUUUUGGACAUCUGAUGCAAACGAUUCUAUAAUUUUAGAAUCUCCCGCGAUAGCUGUUGAUAUCGUAGCAGAUAUUGAAAAUUUUGGAAUGUCAUAUUCAGCAGCUUUUAUACUUUGUAAAUUAAUCAAAUCAAACGAUGAAAGUUUACCUACUCAAGUCACUUUUCUCAUGUCUGAUGAAGAGCUUUUAGAAAAAUCAGAUCCAAAAAUUAAUUUUGUCAGUAUCAAAUAUGCAACCAGAACGCUAAGUUCAUAUCAGAAACGAUUUAUGGCUGUUUGUGUUCCAAGUUUACAUCACAAUUAUGAUAAAUAUUUAAAUUUAAUUGAAUUUAUCGAAUUUUAUCGAAUGAUGGGGGUAAAUCAUUUUACCUUUUAUAAUACUUCAGUUACAAAGGAAGUGAGUUAUGUGUUAGCUUACUACAGGGACGAGGGUUUUAUAACAGUAUUGCCAUGGAAAAUCCCUCCCAAAUACGAGUUUGAAAGAGAUUUAAGGUACAAUGGAAUAUUCGCAGCACUUAAUGACUGUUUGUACAGAAGUAGUAUGAUUGAAGACUAUAAAUACAUUGCUAAUGUUGAUCUUGAUGAAUUCAUUGUACCAAGAAAAUACGAAAAUUAUCAAAGUAUGAUGAGACAAUUAGAUCCGGAAUCUGAUAAUCGGAAUGCAGUGUUUAUUUUUCGGAACAAGUUUUUCUAUUUAAUGAAUAAAGAUAAUCCUGUUCGAAUAACGCCUCAAGGUAUUUGAAAUUUUUAGAGAAACAUGAAAAAUCUUAUAAAUAUGUCGUAUUUAUUAAUUUCACUUAGAUUAUCCUAAAUUAUUACUUGAAACAAAAAUUUUGAGAUGGUCUCGUAUCAAUGAA
Trichogramma pretiosum is the source of this 1156-nucleotide messenger RNA. RefSeq names its product beta-1,4-galactosyltransferase galt-1-like. The record is from RefSeq and is a predicted model, not a curated record. Lineage: Eukaryota; Metazoa; Arthropoda; Insecta; Hymenoptera; Trichogrammatidae. The transcript is spliced from 4 exons. The coding region runs from base 289 to 1041 and encodes 250 amino acids.